CAUUCACAGGUGUGCACUGCCUGCCUGCCGACUAGACCAACCAACUACCAAGAAUUAAAAGACGCGGCCGAGCGAGCGAGGGCCGGGGGGCUAGGACGCCGGCCAUUGCCGCCCUCCUCUUCUCGCUCCAUCCCCAUCUUCGCCUCCUCCUCCUCCUCCUUGGCUUCAACUCCACUCCUCGCACGCUUGCUUGCUUUCCAAACCAAGGGAUAACGGAUAACAUAACCGCCGCCCGUCUAAGCGCUUCCACCACCACCACGUACUACGCCGCCCAUCCCAACUGCACUGCACUGCACCCAGCAACAGCCAACAGGGGUAGUGGAAAGACGAAAGGACUCGCUGAUCUGCCCAUCAUCCAUCCAAUCCAUAUGGAGAAGCUUAGGUACUACUCCUCCUCCUGCUCCUGUUGUUGAUGCCAGUCAUAUUCCAUUUAGCAAUGCCGCCAUUACGAGCGGCUCCUAGAUUUCUCACCCAGUUCCUCCCUAUAUGGCUAUAUAUAUACACACACACAUUCACGCAUCCCUCAUCUGCCUGUCUGUCUGGUGGUCUCAAAACCUGCAUCAGGAGCCUCUGUGCCUGCUGCAUGGGCCCUCCGCGGCCGGCCUCGCCGGCCUGUGCCACCGCCGGCGUCACGGUCAAGGUCAGCGACAGAUACGUCGAGAUCAAAAACGGCAUCUUUGACCUGACGCUGUCCAACCCGGACGGGAUCGUCACCGGCGUGCGCUACAACGGCGUGGACAAUCUCAUGGAGAUUCUCAACAAGGAAGACAACCGAGGGUACUGGGACCUUGUUUGGAACCCACCAGGACAGAAAACUGGCAUCUUUGAUGUGAUCAAAGGCACCGAAUUCCGCAUCGUUUACCAAGAUGAGAACCAGGCUGAGGUAUCCUUCACCAGAAAUUGGGAUCCUUCCCUUGAAGGAAAAGCUGUCCCCUUGAACAUCGAUAAGAGGUUCAUCGUUCUCCGUGGCUCAUCCGGGUUCUACACCUAUGGUAUCUAUGAGCAUAAGGAAGGAUGGCCUGAUUUCGGCUUGGGAGAGACGAGGGUGGCUUUCAAGCUGCGGAAAGACAUGUUUCAUUACAUGGCAUUGGCUGACGACAGGCAGAGAAUUAUGCCAAUGCCCGAUGACCGGUUGCCUCCUCGAGGACAGCCAUUAGCAUACCCUGAGGCUGUGCUCCUUGUGGACCCAAUCAACCCUGAACUUAGAGGGGAGGUUGACGACAAGUACCAGUACUCUUGCGAAGACCAGUACAACAAUGUCCAUGGUUGGAUGUCAUUCGAUCCUCCAAUUGGCUUCUGGCAGAUCACUCCAAGUGAUGAGUUCAGGACAGGAGGACCUCUGAAGCAAAACUUGACUUCUCAUGUUGGCCCUACUAUGCUGGCUAUGUUUCUUAGUGCACAUUAUGCAGGAGAUGACCUCUCACCAAAGUUCACGAAUGGAGAGUACUGGAAAAAGGUCCAUGGACCGGUAUUCAUGUAUCUUAAUUCCAGUUGGGAUGCAAGUGACCCAACUAUGCUAUGGGAAGAUGCAAAAGUUCAGAUGAUGAUUGAGAAAGGAAACUGGCCGUACUGUUUUGCACUUUCAGAGGAUUUUCAGAAGACAGAGCAAAGGGGUUGUGUCUCUGGUAGAUUACUAGUCCGAGACAGGUAUAUAGAUGAUCAAGACCUUUAUGCCUCAGGAGCCUAUGUAGGCUUGGCCCUACCAGGAGAAGCUGGAUCCUGGCAAAGAGAGUGCAAGGGAUACCAGUUCUGGUGUAGAGCAGAUGUAGACGGGAGCUUCUACAUAAGGAACAUUGUAACUGGGAACUACAACCUGUAUGCUUGGGUUCCAGGGUUUCUAGGGGACUACAAGCUAGAUGCCACAGUGACCAUAGCUUCAGGGGAUGAUAUUUAUCUGGGUGACCUCGUGUAUGAGCCGCCAAGAGACGGGCCGACGAUGUGGGAGAUUGGAGUACCUGAUCGAUCUGCUGCUGAGUUUUAUGUUCCGGAUCCUAACCCCAACUACGUCAAUAGAUUGUACGUCAACCACCCUGCAGAUAGAUUUAGACAGUAUGGGCUCUGGGAACGAUACGCGGAACUAUACCCUGACAGUGACCUGGUAUACACAGUUGGCCAAAGUGACUAUAGCACGGAUUGGUUCUAUGCUCAAGUUAACAGGAAAAUUGAUGACAACACUUACCAGCCAACAACAUGGCAAAUCAAGUUCGACCUUGACAGUGUCAGCCCAAGCAGCACCUACAAGUUCAGGGUGGCUCUGGCGUCUUCUGCGCUCGCUGAGUUGCAGAUUUCCUUCAACGACCAGGACAGGGCUGUUCCUCACUUCGCCACCGGGCUGAUCGGCAGGGACAACGCCAUAGCAAGGCACGGGAUCCAUGGGCUCUACUGGCUGUUUAACAUCGAUGUGGCCAGUGCUUGGCUUGUGCAAGGGGUGAACACCAUCUACCUGAAGCAGCCCAGGAGCCAGAGCCCGUUUCAGGGGUUGAUGUACGACUACUUGCGUUUGGAGGGACCGUGCGGCUGCUAAUCGAUUUGUGUGUGAAAUUGCGUUGCUAGAUGUGAAAUUACAACUGCAUUCACUGUGUAAACCCAAUGCAUACGAUUGGGGAAAAGAUGUUGCGGUAUUAUAGGCAUUGGGGUUACGUGUAGGUAAUGUUAGUUUAAUUUUCGCAUUUAUAACCGUGCAGCUAUGCUGAUUUGUAACUAUAAUGAUGUAAGUGUGUACGCAAUAAUGGGUGUUUUUAGUCAGGUAACUAAUUACGGACAACUUCAACACAAGGUCAAAAACGGAGGUUGUUUGAAGGGUAUUGUA
Molecule: messenger RNA, 2809 nt
Organism: Zea mays
Lineage: Eukaryota; Viridiplantae; Streptophyta; Magnoliopsida; Poales; Poaceae
Product: probable rhamnogalacturonate lyase B
Exons: 15
Coding region: 413-2524 (703 amino acids)
Biological process (GO): carbohydrate metabolic process
Molecular function (GO): carbohydrate binding; catalytic activity
Source: RefSeq, a predicted model, not a curated record